Messenger RNA from Cornus florida, 945 nucleotides. RefSeq lists its product as uncharacterized. Lineage: Eukaryota; Viridiplantae; Streptophyta; Magnoliopsida; Cornales; Cornaceae. The transcript has 5 exons. Bases 1 to 945 code for a protein of 314 amino acids. The record is from RefSeq and is a predicted model, not a curated record.
AUGACAGGAGAUAGAACAUUAUUUACCAUUUUUAAGGAAUGUUCAGUUGGUACUGUUACUUUUGGUGAUGGGAAAACUUCUACAGUAAGUGGUAAAGUUACUGAUGAGGCUGUUUUAUGGCAUAAAAGACUUGGACAUGUGAAUUAUAAUGAUUUAGUGAAUUUGUCUAACAAUGAUCUUGUUCGAGGUUUGCCUAAAUUGAAGAUGCCUAAGAAUGAAAUAUAUGGUCCAUGUCAGUCUAUUUGCCAACUUAUUCCAAAUGAGAAGGGAUAUCGAAUUAAUCGGAUUAGGAGCGACAAUGGAGGUGAAUUCGAACCUAAGAAAUAUAGGGAACCCUUGGGAAAAUUUGACUCUAGAAGUAAUGAAGGUGUGUUUUUGGGUUAUUCACAAACUAGUCGGGCUUAUAGGGUUUUGAAUCUUAGAACCAAAGUGGUCAUGAAGUUUAUAAGUGUUGUAUAUGAUGAUACAAAAUCGAAGAUAACCUCUUCUCAACUUGAUGAAGAAGAAACUAAUUUUAACAUUGCAGGAGAAAGGAAAGAAACUAUAAUUCAUGAGGAAGAAAGAGUUGAGGAUUUAGGUGGAGAAGGUGAAGAGGUUAAAGAAGAUGAGGAUAAGGAAUUAGAGGUCACCACUGAUGACCCUAUAGGAAUUCCUGCACCAUCUCUAUAUGUUCCCACAUCCAGCAGUUCUAGAGUUAGAUUGAGUCACCCAAUUGAUAAUGUGAUAGGUCCAUGGGAUAAGCAUGGUACUAGGAGUAUAGUCCGUGAUGAUGUAGGACACUCAUGCAUUGUAGAUGAUAUUGUUCACUCAUGCCACAUGGCUCAGUUUGAACCUAAAAAUGUUGAUGAAGCUCUUCAAAAUUCUGAUUGGCUUAUGGCUAUGAAAGAAGAAUUGCUUCAAUUUGUGAAGAAUUAUGUCAAAGUUAGGAUUGCAGGUUGUGGUUAA